This is a messenger RNA of Physcomitrium patens, 1194 nucleotides long. The record is from RefSeq and is a predicted model, not a curated record. Lineage: Eukaryota; Viridiplantae; Streptophyta; Bryopsida; Funariales; Funariaceae.
CACUAACUUGCACUGCCCCAUCUUAAAUUACUACACACCAGCCAACUUCUUGAGGGAUUUGGACCACCAUGAAUAACAAUUAUCGCCACAUAUUAUGAUGAAAACCUAGCUUGUUGACGUUUUGGGUCAACUCUUGAGCGAGUUUGAGAAUGGCAAAUUGGCCGUGGAGCGUUACCUCUCAAGCAGAACAGAGUUACGGAACCAUAACUGAAGUGAAGUCUGCGCUGCCGGUGGUCUCUAUCCAAUCAACAGAUCCAGAAGUAUGGCUACAAAUAGCACGACGGGCAUUGCAGGAGACGAGUGGGGUGCUCGUGAUAUCUGACUUAGAGAAGGAGUUGGACUGGAGAGAAGCGUGCAUUCUCGGCGACAUGCUUCUUAGGUCUUACAUGAGCGCCAGGCAACAUGAUCCAUUUGAUCUGCAUCCGGGUGUGGAUCUAGAGAAAGGGGAAGCCUGGAGCAGUAGCAAGCUGACUGUGCAGGAGCUAAAAUUCUUUCACCCCCAUGUAGACCAGGGCCUGUUCAACGUCGUCGUAGGAGCUCGGGCUGCUUUUCGGGCGUUAUUUGUUCAAAUAAAUGCAGAGCGUUUUGGUGGGAGUCCGUGUGUGUACGACUUGACUACAGGAGAGGAGAAUACACUGUUGGGUGUUGUGAUUCCAGGCUACAGUAUGCACGCGUAUGAGGCGAAGGUGCCAAGUCCCACUCACUGGGUGCUGCACAGGGAUGACACCGGGCGACAAACGCAGUUGUUCCGACGUCGACUCCGGCCCGACUACGUGGUGGCAGGGGCGGCUAUUCAGCAGACGUUGCAGACCCUGCAGAAACGCGAGGAAGUGCGGUUUGACUGACUCGGACUCGCGGGGGAGAGAGAGAGAGAGAGAGCGAGCGCGAGAGAGAAGGGAGGAAUGUGGUGGCCUCCCUCCCCCGCCCCUCCUCCGUCCCGUCCCGUUUGUCCGCGAGGAGGGAGGAUGCAUGGAUGUGAGGCAGAGCAGUAUGAACACAUGCAAAUAUAGGCACAGCUGAGGAAGGAAGGAAGAACUCAAUACAGACAGAAAGACAGACACAGAGAGAGAGAGAGCGAGAGAGAGACAGUCCCUCCCUCCCUCCCGCCACUACUCCAUUGCUCUCUGUGCAUCCUCACUCUCAAAUGUCCAUUUGUGGUCCAUGUGAAUGCAAAGUGGUGCUUUUUGCUCUCUA